CCCGUAUUUGGAUCAGAAAAUUCUCAACAGUACUUUUUGCUUGGCAUCCUGAUGGAAUCUGCAAGCCAGAAGAUUUUAUGAUUAAAGCAGAUCGUAUCAUAAAGUCAGCUAAUUUACAAGGCCCUUCAGCAGAUACAGUUGUAGACAUAUUCAGGGCAUUUGGAAGUGGUAUAGAAAAAAAUUCCUUUUCACAAACAUGGAGUUCACGAAUAGUGGAAUUUUGGAUAGCGAUAAAAAAAGGAAUGCCGACUGAGCCUGUCGAAGAGUUCUUUGCUAAUUUGUUUAAGGCACUGGAUUUCAACUCCGAUGGCUUUAUCCAAUUCUCUGAGUACAUACACUGGUGGAAGGCUUUUGACCUUGAUCCAAGUCUGGCUAGAAUUCAGU
Molecule: messenger RNA, 384 nt
Organism: Owenia fusiformis
Lineage: Eukaryota; Metazoa; Annelida; Polychaeta; Sabellida; Oweniidae
Source: the annotation of a GenBank genome assembly